AUGAGGAUGUGCUCUAGAACGACAAUCUAUCGAAUAGUAUUUAUCGCAUUGGUAAUAUUCAUAAGUAUUGUCAUUGGAUUUCAGUAUGGAAUUUAUUUAUCGGUGCGAACAACAACGAAUAAAAGUUUACUCUCUGUGUUGUUGCAAAGUCAACCAAAAUCGCCAGGGAAAAGUUCAGUACUUCCUCAACCACAGAUGCCGAAAAAUAAUGCCAAACCCAGGAAAAUAUGCGAAAAAUAUGAAGUAUCCGAUACUCGACCAUUUUUCGAUCAAGAACCUCCUCAGACCAACCUGCCUCGGCGUAUGUCCGCUAUAGAACGUACUCUCAUUCUUCCUCAACUUCGUCUACUUCGACUAGCCAUCGUUGCAUGUGCAUACAAUGUAGAACAAUAUGUCGAUAAUCUUCGUAAACAUAUCGAACCCAUACUGGAUCUAUUUCAUUCUUCUUCGCGUAUAUUUAUCCUUGAAAGCGACUCGACCGAUAACACAUGGGAAAAACUUAGGCAGUGGUCUCGUGCUCACGUCGAAACUUAUGGAAUUCUAGCGAAUACUGUUCCAAAACGUACCGAACGUAUCGCUUAUUGUCGAAAUAAAUUACUAGAUAAAGCACGUGACAUUCACCCUGAUUAUAUGCUUGUUGUCGAUGCCGAUAUAUUUUCUGUAAAUAUAAGUUCAUUUCUAACAAAUUUUCAAUAUGAAACUCAGGAUUGGUCCGUGAUGACUGCGAAUCUAAUUGAAAAAUACUAUGAUAUAUGGGCAUUGCGAACUUUGUCAGAAACUAUAGUCAAUUAUGAUGUCUGGCAUCUAUCCUGGGCUAUGCAACAGAUUAGUGGUUAUUGUGCAAAUUCAGUGUCUAGAAAUGUGAUUGACAUACACAAGCAGCCAUUACGCGCUAAUCGAAAUCUUCUCGAAGUGCGGUCCGCGUUUGGUGGUGCUGCAAUCUACAAAAUGAAUGCAACAAAAGAUUGCUUUUACAGUGGUAAACCUUACACAUGCGAACAUGUACUGUUUCAUUUAUGCAUGCGAGAUAAAAAUCAAGCGCGGAUAUUUAUCAAUCCACAAUUCAGGAAUGAUAAUCUAAGAUGA
Molecule: messenger RNA, 1086 nt
Organism: Adineta ricciae
Lineage: Eukaryota; Metazoa; Rotifera; Eurotatoria; Adinetida; Adinetidae
Source: the annotation of a GenBank genome assembly